GCGCCCGUCUCCCGCGGAAGCUUCUGGGCGGGCGCGGUGCAUUGUGGGGCGGGGCCUAUCCGAGCCGGGAGCCGCAGCCGCCAUCAGUGCCGCCGGGAUGAUGCCCACACCCGUCAUCCUCCUGAAGGAGGGGACAGACACCUCGCAGGGGAUCCCUCAGCUCGUCAGCAACAUCAAUGCCUGCCAGGUGAUUGCUGAGGCUGUUCGAACCACCCUGGGGCCUCGGGGCAUGGACAAGCUCAUUGUGGAUGAUCAGGGCAAAGCCACCAUCUCCAAUGAUGGUGCCACCAUCCUGAAGCUCCUGGAUGUUGUCCACCCUGCUGCCAAGACACUGGUGGACAUUGCCAAAUCACAGGAUGCAGAGGUUGGGGAUGGCACCACCUCUGUGACUCUGCUGGCUGCUGAGUUCCUCAAACAAGUGAAGCCCUACGUGGAGGAAGGUCUCCAUCCUCAGAUCAUCAUCAGGGCCUUCCGCACAGCAACCCAGCUGGCUGUAAACAAGAUCAAAGAUAUUGCUGUUACAGUCAAGAAGGAAGAUAAAGAUGAGCAGAGGAGCCUGCUGGAGAAGUGUGCAGCCACAGCCCUGAGCUCUAAACUCAUCUCCCAGAGCAAGGAGUUUUUCUCCAAGAUGGUGGUGGAUGCUGUCAUGAUGUUGGAUGACUUGUUACAGCUCAAGAUGAUUGGAAUAAAGAAGGUGCAAGGAGGAGCUCUGGAAGACUCCCAGCUGGUGGCUGGAGUUGCCUUCAAGAAGACUUUUUCCUACGCGGGGUUUGAGAUGCAGCCCAAGAAGUAUCAGGCUCCCAAAAUUGCCUUGCUGAACGUGGAGCUGGAGCUCAAAGCUGAGAAGGACAACGCUGAGGUCAGAGUCAACACAGUGGAGGAUUACCAGGCCAUUGUGGAUGCUGAGUGGAACAUCUUGUAUGACAAACUAGACAAAAUCCACAAGUCAGGAGCCAAAGUUGUCCUCUCCAAGCUUCCCAUUGGGGACGUGGCUACUCAGUACUUUGCAGACAGAGACAUGUUCUGUGCUGGCCGUGUCCCAGAGGAGGAUCUCAAGAGAACAAUGAUGGCCUGUGGUGGCUCCAUCCAGACCAGUGUCAAUGCCCUGUCAGAUGAUGUUCUGGGACGAUGUGAACUCUUUGAGGAGACUCAGAUUGGAGGAGAGAGGUACAACUUCUUCACAGGCUGCCCCAAGGCCAAAACCUGCACCAUAAUCCUGCGGGGGGGUGCUGAGCAGUUCAUGGAGGAGACAGAGCGGUCCCUGCACGAUGCCAUCAUGAUUGUCAGGAGAGCAAUCAAGAACGACUCAGUUGUUGCUGGUGGGGGUGCCAUAGAGAUGGAGCUUUCCAAAUACCUCCGGGACUACUCCAGGACCAUUCCAGGCAAGCAGCAGCUGCUGAUAGGAGCUUAUGCUAAAGCCCUCGAGAUCAUUCCCCGACAGCUCUGCGACAACGCCGGCUUCGAUGCCACCAACAUCCUCAACAAGCUCCGAGCCAAGCACGCCCAGGGAGGGAUGUGGUAUGGUGUGGAUGUCAACAAGGAGGACAUCACUGACAACUUCGAGGCCUGCGUCUGGGAACCGGCGAUCGUCCGCAUCAACGCCCUGACGGCCGCCUCCGAGGCCGCCUGCCUCAUCGUCUCCGUGGAUGAAACCAUCAAGAACCCCCGUUCCACCAUGGAGGCUGCACCUGGGGGAAGGGGAAGAGGACGAGGAAGACCCCACAACCACUGAGCCCCCUCUCCUGGUGGCUGGGGAUGGGGCUGAGGAAGACCCCACAACCACCGAGCCCCGCCGCGGGCUGAGCUGGGGGUGAGCGCUCUGCUCCGAACCUGCCACGUGUGAAACAGAAAUUGAUUUCUCAAUUAAGGAGCCCGUGCCCAGAUGGUCGUCUCCAGGGCUUGCAGGCCACCACUGGCCACCUUUAAUUAGAGUCAAAUCUUGGCCUCGGCAACCACAGCCUGCUGCCAGCUGCCCUGCCCCAACAUGUCCUACGCAGCACUGAUCCCCUCGGGCUCACCUUGUCCAGUGGUGUGGAGCAGAGGCCUCAGUGAGCAUGGGCUUUAUUCCUAUUUAUACUGUUUGUUUUUUGGUUUUCUUUUUUUUUCUUUUUUUUUUUUUUUUUGGUCAUUCUGCUGGGGGUUUUCAGCCCAGGCCCAAACACAAUAAAGAGCUGACAGUG
Calypte anna (Anna's hummingbird) is the source of this 2180-nucleotide messenger RNA. It is a transcript of the gene CCT7, whose product is annotated as chaperonin containing TCP1 subunit 7. The record is from RefSeq and is a predicted model, not a curated record. NCBI's taxonomy places the organism in Eukaryota, Metazoa, Chordata, Aves, Apodiformes, Trochilidae. The transcript has 12 exons. Gene Ontology annotation, cellular component: chaperonin-containing T-complex. Gene Ontology annotation, biological process: protein folding. Gene Ontology annotation, molecular function: ATP hydrolysis activity; ATP binding; ATP-dependent protein folding chaperone. Bases 98 to 1732 code for a protein of 544 amino acids.